Messenger RNA from Schistocerca serialis cubense, 5301 nucleotides. Its product is annotated as axoneme-associated protein mst101(2)-like. Lineage: Eukaryota; Metazoa; Arthropoda; Insecta; Orthoptera; Acrididae. The record is from RefSeq and is a predicted model, not a curated record. The coding region runs from base 1 to 5301 and encodes 1766 amino acids. The transcript is spliced from 2 exons.
AUGCCCAGGGAGGCCUUUGCUGCUGUGCCGGGCCAGAAGCCAGAGGGCCCUGAGUCUAUGCGCGUCGCCCAGGGCUCACAUGCUGGUGCGGCACCACCCCUUGGCGAGUUCAAUACUGCUCUGCCCCGUAUUGUAUCUUCCUGGCUUUGUAUUCAUAGAGGCAGUGCAGCUGGCAUGAGGUUAAAAAAAGGCAAGGAGAAAAAGGCAAGGAGAAAAAGGCAAGGAGAAAAAGGCAAGGAGAAAAAGGCAAGGAGAAAAAGGCAAGGAGAAAAAGGCAAGGAGAAAAAGGCAAGGAGAAAAAGGCAAGGAGAAAAAGGCAAGGAGAAAAAGGCAAGGAGAAAAAGGCAAGGAGAAAAAGGCAAGGAGAAAAAGGCAAGGAGAAAAAGGCAAGGAGAAAAAGGCAAGGAGAAAAAGGCAAGGAGAAAAAGGCAAGGAGAAAAAGGCAAGGAGAAAAAGGCAAGGAGAAAAAGGCAAGGAGAAAAAGGCAAGGAGAAAAAGGCAAGGAGAAAAAGGCAAGGAGAAAAAGGCAAGGAGAAAAAGGCAAGGAGAAAAAGGCAAGGAGAAAAAGGCAAGGAGAAAAAGGCAAGGAGAAAAAGGCAAGGAGAAAAAGGCAAGGAGAAAAAGGCAAGGAGAAAAAGGCAAGGAGAAAAAGGCAAGGAGAAAAAGGCAAGGAGAAAAAGGCAAGGAGAAAAAGGCAAGGAGAAAAAGGCAAGGAGAAAAAGGCAAGGAGAAAAAGGCAAGGAGAAAAAGGCAAGGAGAAAAAGGCAAGGAGAAAAAGGCAAGGAGAAAAAGGCAAGGAGAAAAAGGCAAGGAGAAAAAGGCAAGGAGAAAAAGGCAAGGAGAAAAAGGCAAGGAGAAAAAGGCAAGGAGAAAAAGGCAAGGAGAAAAAGGCAAGGAGAAAAAGGCAAGGAGAAAAAGGCAAGGAGAAAAAGGCAAGGAGAAAAAGGCAAGGAGAAAAAGGCAAGGAGAAAAAGGCAAGGAGAAAAAGGCAAGGAGAAAAAGGCAAGGAGAAAAAGGCAAGGAGAAAAAGGCAAGGAGAAAAAGGCAAGGAGAAAAAGGCAAGGAGAAAAAGGCAAGGAGAAAAAGGCAAGGAGAAAAAGGCAAGGAGAAAAAGGCAAGGAGAAAAAGGCAAGGAGAAAAAGGCAAGGAGAAAAAGGCAAGGAGAAAAAGGCAAGGAGAAAAAGGCAAGGAGAAAAAGGCAAGGAGAAAAAGGCAAGGAGAAAAAGGCAAGGAGAAAAAGGCAAGGAGAAAAAGGCAAGGAGAAAAAGGCAAGGAGAAAAAGGCAAGGAGAAAAAGGCAAGGAGAAAAAGGCAAGGAGAAAAAGGCAAGGAGAAAAAGGCAAGGAGAAAAAGGCAAGGAGAAAAAGGCAAGGAGAAAAAGGCAAGGAGAAAAAGGCAAGGAGAAAAAGGCAAGGAGAAAAAGGCAAGGAGAAAAAGGCAAGGAGAAAAAGGCAAGGAGAAAAAGGCAAGGAGAAAAAGGCAAGGAGAAAAAGGCAAGGAGAAAAAGGCAAGGAGAAAAAGGCAAGGAGAAAAAGGCAAGGAGAAAAAGGCAAGGAGAAAAAGGCAAGGAGAAAAAGGCAAGGAGAAAAAGGCAAGGAGAAAAAGGCAAGGAGAAAAAGGCAAGGAGAAAAAGGCAAGGAGAAAAAGGCAAGGAGAAAAAGGCAAGGAGAAAAAGGCAAGGAGAAAAAGGCAAGGAGAAAAAGGCAAGGAGAAAAAGGCAAGGAGAAAAAGGCAAGGAGAAAAAGGCAAGGAGAAAAAGGCAAGGAGAAAAAGGCAAGGAGAAAAAGGCAAGGAGAAAAAGGCAAGGAGAAAAAGGCAAGGAGAAAAAGGCAAGGAGAAAAAGGCAAGGAGAAAAAGGCAAGGAGAAAAAGGCAAGGAGAAAAAGGCAAGGAGAAAAAGGCAAGGAGAAAAAGGCAAGGAGAAAAAGGCAAGGAGAAAAAGGCAAGGAGAAAAAGGCAAGGAGAAAAAGGCAAGGAGAAAAAGGCAAGGAGAAAAAGGCAAGGAGAAAAAGGCAAGGAGAAAAAGGCAAGGAGAAAAAGGCAAGGAGAAAAAGGCAAGGAGAAAAAGGCAAGGAGAAAAAGGCAAGGAGAAAAAGGCAAGGAGAAAAAGGCAAGGAGAAAAAGGCAAGGAGAAAAAGGCAAGGAGAAAAAGGCAAGGAGAAAAAGGCAAGGAGAAAAAGGCAAGGAGAAAAAGGCAAGGAGAAAAAGGCAAGGAGAAAAAGGCAAGGAGAAAAAGGCAAGGAGAAAAAGGCAAGGAGAAAAAGGCAAGGAGAAAAAGGCAAGGAGAAAAAGGCAAGGAGAAAAAGGCAAGGAGAAAAAGGCAAGGAGAAAAAGGCAAGGAGAAAAAGGCAAGGAGAAAAAGGCAAGGAGAAAAAGGCAAGGAGAAAAAGGCAAGGAGAAAAAGGCAAGGAGAAAAAGGCAAGGAGAAAAAGGCAAGGAGAAAAAGGCAAGGAGAAAAAGGCAAGGAGAAAAAGGCAAGGAGAAAAAGGCAAGGAGAAAAAGGCAAGGAGAAAAAGGCAAGGAGAAAAAGGCAAGGAGAAAAAGGCAAGGAGAAAAAGGCAAGGAGAAAAAGGCAAGGAGAAAAAGGCAAGGAGAAAAAGGCAAGGAGAAAAAGGCAAGGAGAAAAAGGCAAGGAGAAAAAGGCAAGGAGAAAAAGGCAAGGAGAAAAAGGCAAGGAGAAAAAGGCAAGGAGAAAAAGGCAAGGAGAAAAAGGCAAGGAGAAAAAGGCAAGGAGAAAAAGGCAAGGAGAAAAAGGCAAGGAGAAAAAGGCAAGGAGAAAAAGGCAAGGAGAAAAAGGCAAGGAGAAAAAGGCAAGGAGAAAAAGGCAAGGAGAAAAAGGCAAGGAGAAAAAGGCAAGGAGAAAAAGGCAAGGAGAAAAAGGCAAGGAGAAAAAGGCAAGGAGAAAAAGGCAAGGAGAAAAAGGCAAGGAGAAAAAGGCAAGGAGAAAAAGGCAAGGAGAAAAAGGCAAGGAGAAAAAGGCAAGGAGAAAAAGGCAAGGAGAAAAAGGCAAGGAGAAAAAGGCAAGGAGAAAAAGGCAAGGAGAAAAAGGCAAGGAGAAAAAGGCAAGGAGAAAAAGGCAAGGAGAAAAAGGCAAGGAGAAAAAGGCAAGGAGAAAAAGGCAAGGAGAAAAAGGCAAGGAGAAAAAGGCAAGGAGAAAAAGGCAAGGAGAAAAAGGCAAGGAGAAAAAGGCAAGGAGAAAAAGGCAAGGAGAAAAAGGCAAGGAGAAAAAGGCAAGGAGAAAAAGGCAAGGAGAAAAAGGCAAGGAGAAAAAGGCAAGGAGAAAAAGGCAAGGAGAAAAAGGCAAGGAGAAAAAGGCAAGGAGAAAAAGGCAAGGAGAAAAAGGCAAGGAGAAAAAGGCAAGGAGAAAAAGGCAAGGAGAAAAAGGCAAGGAGAAAAAGGCAAGGAGAAAAAGGCAAGGAGAAAAAGGCAAGGAGAAAAAGGCAAGGAGAAAAAGGCAAGGAGAAAAAGGCAAGGAGAAAAAGGCAAGGAGAAAAAGGCAAGGAGAAAAAGGCAAGGAGAAAAAGGCAAGGAGAAAAAGGCAAGGAGAAAAAGGCAAGGAGAAAAAGGCAAGGAGAAAAAGGCAAGGAGAAAAAGGCAAGGAGAAAAAGGCAAGGAGAAAAAGGCAAGGAGAAAAAGGCAAGGAGAAAAAGGCAAGGAGAAAAAGGCAAGGAGAAAAAGGCAAGGAGAAAAAGGCAAGGAGAAAAAGGCAAGGAGAAAAAGGCAAGGAGAAAAAGGCAAGGAGAAAAAGGCAAGGAGAAAAAGGCAAGGAGAAAAAGGCAAGGAGAAAAAGGCAAGGAGAAAAAGGCAAGGAGAAAAAGGCAAGGAGAAAAAGGCAAGGAGAAAAAGGCAAGGAGAAAAAGGCAAGGAGAAAAAGGCAAGGAGAAAAAGGCAAGGAGAAAAAGGCAAGGAGAAAAAGGCAAGGAGAAAAAGGCAAGGAGAAAAAGGCAAGGAGAAAAAGGCAAGGAGAAAAAGGCAAGGAGAAAAAGGCAAGGAGAAAAAGGCAAGGAGAAAAAGGCAAGGAGAAAAAGGCAAGGAGAAAAAGGCAAGGAGAAAAAGGCAAGGAGAAAAAGGCAAGGAGAAAAAGGCAAGGAGAAAAAGGCAAGGAGAAAAAGGCAAGGAGAAAAAGGCAAGGAGAAAAAGGCAAGGAGAAAAAGGCAAGGAGAAAAAGGCAAGGAGAAAAAGGCAAGGAGAAAAAGGCAAGGAGAAAAAGGCAAGGAGAAAAAGGCAAGGAGAAAAAGGCAAGGAGAAAAAGGCAAGGAGAAAAAGGCAAGGAGAAAAAGGCAAGGAGAAAAAGGCAAGGAGAAAAAGGCAAGGAGAAAAAGGCAAGGAGAAAAAGGCAAGGAGAAAAAGGCAAGGAGAAAAAGGCAAGGAGAAAAAGGCAAGGAGAAAAAGGCAAGGAGAAAAAGGCAAGGAGAAAAAGGCAAGGAGAAAAAGGCAAGGAGAAAAAGGCAAGGAGAAAAAGGCAAGGAGAAAAAGGCAAGGAGAAAAAGGCAAGGAGAAAAAGGCAAGGAGAAAAAGGCAAGGAGAAAAAGGCAAGGAGAAAAAGGCAAGGAGAAAAAGGCAAGGAGAAAAAGGCAAGGAGAAAAAGGCAAGGAGAAAAAGGCAAGGAGAAAAAGGCAAGGAGAAAAAGGCAAGGAGAAAAAGGCAAGGAGAAAAAGGCAAGGAGAAAAAGGCAAGGAGAAAAAGGCAAGGAGAAAAAGGCAAGGAGAAAAAGGCAAGGAGAAAAAGGCAAGGAGAAAAAGGCAAGGAGAAAAAGGCAAGGAGAAAAAGGCAAGGAGAAAAAGGCAAGGAGAAAAAGGCAAGGAGAAAAAGGCAAGGAGAAAAAGGCAAGGAGAAAAAGGCAAGGAGAAAAAGGCAAGGAGAAAAAGGCAAGGAGAAAAAGGCAAGGAGAAAAAGGCAAGGAGAAAAAGGCAAGGAGAAAAAGGCAAGGAGAAAAAGGCAAGGAGAAAAAGGCAAGGAGAAAAAGGCAAGGAGAAAAAGGCAAGGAGAAAAAGGCAAGGAGAAAAAGGCAAGGAGAAAAAGGCAAGGAGAAAAAGGCAAGGAGAAAAAGGCAAGGAGAAAAAGGCAAGGAGAAAAAGGCAAGGAGAAAAAGGCAAGGAGAAAAAGGCAAGGAGAAAAAGGCAAGGAGAAAAAGGCAAGGAGAAAAAGGCAAGGAGAAAAAGGCAAGGAGAAAAAGGCAAGGAGAAAAAGGCAAGGAGAAAAAGGCAAGGAGAAAAAGGCAAGGAGAAAAAGGCAAGGAGAAAAAGGCAAUGAGAAGGCAAGGAGAAAAAGGCAAUGAGAAGGCAAGGAGAAAAAGGCAAUGA